AUGUCCUCUACAAGUCACGCGCCGUUGCCUCAACGUUCCGGGCCGCGCCCCGGAAUGCACACUGUAGAGACGUCCCGUCUCCAGAUUGCUGUCAUACUCAUUCCAACUGACAGGAACGAAGCACAGGAAGGGACGACGACUCGUGAUCGCGUUCUCACGACACGCGCCCUCGAAGACUCACGGCGACUCCGGUCAGACUAUAUCUCAGCCGAUGCGAAGCUCGUUGCAAUGCCCCCUCGUCGCCUCACUGACUCUCUGAUGUCCUCACUUGUCAAUUACAGCUCCCAAGCAGCAGCGAACUCAGCACCAAAACCCGAGGUGGUUAAGCCUGAGCCUGCUGGAGAGCCCACGCCGAGCCUAUCGGUAGCACACAACCCCACCGCAUCAAGCUCAUUUCCGAUCGGCCCCAGCACCUCGGAGGUAGUCAAUGUUGAAUCGGCUCCACAAGUGCCCGGAAUCAUUACUCCCUCCUCUCCGAGUGCAUCCAGCCCUAAAGAUGUCGACAGGAAGGUGAGGUCGGCAGUUCCCGGUGCGGCGAGUGGCCCACAGUCGUCCCAAAGGAAGAUAAGCCCGAUCGCUGAUGGGUUGUCUGCUGGAGCGUAUGGCUCGGUCAUCUCAGCAGAGGCCACAGCGGGCAUUAAACCACUCGAGAUCCUUCCGUUCCAACCACUUGAGACGCUUCCGUCUCGACCGCUUCAAACAAUUCCGUCUCGACCACUUAACACGCUUCCAUCUCAACCACUCGAUACAUUUCCGACCCGUGACCUAUUAGUCUCCCGCGCUCCCUACGGGUCCAUUCUGGCUCUGUCUACUCCACGCACUGAGCAGACUCCCUCCGUCAUUCUCAAGAUCCCCUCUCCCAGUUCCAAGUCAAACGCACCCAUGGCUAGCCCCCAGUCAGAGCUCUCGUCGCCGCCUUCUACAUCAAGCUCUGCGACAAAGCAUACGGAGCAGACGGACAACGACGUCAUCGAUUCUCGCACCCAAGACCUCAUCAAUGCCCUGUCAUCUGAACCCCCUGCUCGCUCCCUUCGCCCUCGCAAGGAUGUCAAUUACGCCCGCAUUCAUCAUCCCUACAUGCGCCCCCAUGCACGGUCUCGCAAACAAUCACAGUCUUCCGACAAUCCGUCUACAGCAUCUCCGGCUAAAUCGCGCGCUUCAUCAGUCCUUCCGUCCACAGCCGUAUCUUCUACAAGGGGAUUCGAGCUCCAGUUUCCUGUGUCUGGACCGAUUGACGCGACCUUGACCAGACUUGAGCAGCUAUACCGCAGUCCUCCCCUUGCGGCGCCCGACCCACGUCGACUAAGUCAAGCUUCAUGCACUCUGAUCAAAGUUCAGGCGGCACACUUAGCGGGCAUCCUUCGGCGCCGACACGACGCUUGGCUCAUUGAUGCUCGCAGGCGAUUUGACCGCCAGCAAGCUUUGAACCGUUACUCGGUGAUGGCACGCAGUGCUCUCUAUGCUUCUGGCUCGGGUGUACGGAGUACGUCUUCAGAAUAUUUAAGCAGCGACGACCAGACGCAGCAUCAAGAAAGUUUCGACUUCGAGCAUGAGCCGUUGUUCAACAUUCGCGAUUUAAAAGCCGACUCAACCGGAACGGUAAAGGCACACUCGCUGAAGGCGGCGAUGAAGAAGUUCAUGGAUCAAAGCAAUGCGAUGUUUAUGAAGGAGGAGAAGAGGAGAUGGGCUGAGAGGCAAGAGAGUUUGAUGAUACUCAAUGCGGCUAUCUGCGAAGGGCAUCUGGAUAAAAUCGAUGAAGUUCUCAAGGAGGAUACGGUGAUUGAGAUAGACUGA
Molecule: messenger RNA, 1794 nt
Organism: Trichosporon asahii var. asahii CBS 2479
Lineage: Eukaryota; Fungi; Basidiomycota; Tremellomycetes; Trichosporonales; Trichosporonaceae
Exons: 1
Coding region: 1-1794 (597 amino acids)
Source: RefSeq, a predicted model, not a curated record